Monoraphidium neglectum is the source of this 1248-nucleotide messenger RNA. RefSeq lists its product as hypothetical. Bases 1 to 1248 code for a protein of 415 amino acids. The record is from RefSeq and is a predicted model, not a curated record. Lineage: Eukaryota; Viridiplantae; Chlorophyta; Chlorophyceae; Sphaeropleales; Selenastraceae. The transcript has 5 exons.
AUGCAGGCGCCUGCCGCCGUCGAGGUCGCCGGCGCGGCGGCCGCGAGCGGGGAGGGAGGCGGCCCAGGCGACGGCGGCGGCGACGCGGCGCCGAUGGACGUGGACGGAUGCAGCGGGGCCGGCUGCGAGCAGCCGGGGGGUGGCGGCAGCGAACCGCGGGACCCCGAGGGAGAGGCUGAGGCCCAGCCGGGCAGGCUGCCGCCCAAGCAGCGGCAGAAGCAGAGCAGCCGCGCCAGCAACCAGGUUGCGGAGCCUGAGGUCCUGUUGGCAGACGCGUCACAGCCGCCAGCAGCCGCGUUGCUGCCGCAGCCGCGGUCCCCACCGGCUACCCAGCAGCAGCAGCAGCAGCAGCAGCAGCAGCAGCAGCAGCAGCAGCAGCAGCAGCAGGAGCAGCUAGCGCCCCUCGCGCUGCUCCGCCUGCCUCGGGUGGUGCACCUGUCGGCCACCGUCCGCGCCCUGCUCGACGCGGCCGACGGCGCGCUGGCCGCCGCCGCCCCGAGCGCGCACCUCUCACGGCCGGAGGGCGGCUUCGAGCCGCUGGACCUGGUGCUAGAGGCCUCAAACAUCGCCGCGGCGCUGGCGCUGACGCCGGACGGCGCGCUGGAGUCGUACACCGCCUUCGUCAUGGAGGUGCUGCUGCUGCAGACGCUGCUGGACCGUGACUUCGAGACGGAUUCCCUGGGCACGCAGCUGCUGGGCAUCCUGAAGGCCAACCUCGGAUGGAUCUACGCCGCGUGGGUGUGGAACCCGCGCCCCAUCAUCGCCCUGUCUACGUGCCACCUGCUGACGCGCGACAAGGACUCGGCGCCGCCAGCCGCGCACUGGGUCAAGUGCGUGCGCGCGCUGCGUCCGACGGCUCAGCAGCUUCUCUACCUUGGAGAGGUGCGCCGAGUGGUGCGGGGCCAGCAGGCCGGCCUGGCGCGCGUGUGGCGCCAGCUGGCGGUGCAGCUGGACGCCGCCGCUGCUGCAAACAACUACGGCGCGAUGCUGCUCGCGCUGGACGGGCUGAGCGCGGUGAUGAGGCGGUGGGACGUCGUGGCGGUGGUGCAGGCCCUGGCAUGGAUCAGCGCGGUCACGCCGCAGCAGAUGGCGCGCCUGUGCGUCCGCGCCUUCCCCUACGCGCCCACCGGCGGCGACGCCAUCCUGGACCACAUCCUGGCCGCGUCAGACACCGCCUCCGCCGCCGAGCAGGCCGCCAUGCAGGCCGCCGCCGCGGAGGCGGCGGCCGCGCUCUUGGCAUCGACCUGA